This is a messenger RNA of Nerophis ophidion (straightnose pipefish), 4897 nucleotides long. RefSeq names its product transmembrane O-mannosyltransferase targeting cadherins 3 (gene tmtc3). Gene Ontology annotation, molecular function: mannosyltransferase activity; protein binding. The record is from RefSeq and is a predicted model, not a curated record. Bases 154 to 2853 code for a protein of 899 amino acids. The transcript is spliced from 14 exons. Gene Ontology annotation, biological process: protein O-linked glycosylation via mannose. Gene Ontology annotation, cellular component: endoplasmic reticulum. NCBI's taxonomy places the organism in Eukaryota, Metazoa, Chordata, Actinopteri, Syngnathiformes, Syngnathidae.
GGAAGUGAUCGAGGUGGGCAGGGCGCAUGCGCAAACAGUAGCCGGAAGUGGGAUUGUGUGUGCUUGUUGGCACUCUUAUUUCUUUUUCUGUCACAUCUACGAUUCCAAGCUGUUAUUGCAAGGAUACGUGAUCCAUGACGGCUUGUCCCAGCCAUGGCUAUUGUGUCAUGGAAGGAGGUUUUACUUCUGACUGGACUGGUGCUGGGAUGUUACUGGAACAGUCUGUCAUGUGGGUUUGUAUUUGACGACGUCUCAGCCAUCCUUGACAACAAGGACCUAAGGCCGUCGACCCCUGUAAGGAAUCUCUUCCUGAAUGACUUUUGGGGAACUCCCAUGGCAGAGGAGCGCAGUCAUAAAUCCUACCGGCCUCUGACGGUGCUCACCUUCCGACUCAACUACCUUUUGAGUGAGCUGAACGCCGCCUCCUACCACAUGUUCAACGUCGUGCUCCACGUUAUCGUCUGCGCACUUUUCCUGCGCGUGUGUCGCUUGUUCCUGGACAGGACGUCCGGCUUGGUGGCGGCGCUGCUCUUUGCCGUGCACCCCGUCCACACGGAAGCUGUGACGGGCGUGGUUGGCAGAGCUGAACUCUUGUCUUCAAUCUUCCUCCUGGCCGCGUUCCUGGCCUUCACCAAGUCCACAGGCACAGACCGCUCUAUCGUUUGGGCUCCCGUCGCUCUGACUGUGGUCCUGGUGGCCGCAGCAACCCUGUGCAAAGAGCAGGGCAUCACCGUGGUGGGCAUCUGCUGCGUCUACGAGGUCUUCGUGGGACAAGGGUUCACUUUACCCGUGUUGCUGGACACGCUGCGCCAAGCGCUGCAGGGCAAAGGCGCUUUCCCUUACGGCGUCCUCCAAAUGCUGCUCAAGCUCAUUGUCCUGGUCAUCACCACGCUGCUGCUCGUCAUCGUCCGCGUGCAGGUCAUCCAGUCCCAGCUGCCCGUCUUCACCAGAUUUGACAACCCGGCAGCCGUGAGCACCACCCCCACCAGACAGCUGACCUUCAACUACCUACUUCCUGUCAACGCAUGGCUCCUGCUCAACCCCUCCGAGUUGUGCUGCGACUGGACCAUGGGCACCAUCCCGUUGGUGGAGUCCGCCCUGGACCGGCGCAACUUGGCGACCGUGGUCUUCUACGUGCUGGUGGGCCUGCUGGCGUACAGCAGCGUCACUUGCCAGCACAGCUCUGCCAAGACCGUGGUCAUGGCCUUGUCUCUGAUGGUCCUUCCCUUCAUCCCCGCGUCCAACCUCUUCUUCCCCGUGGGAUUCGUGGUGGCAGAGAGAGUUCUUUACGUUCCCAGCAUGGGCUUCUGCGUGCUGGUGGCUCACGGAUUCAAGAUGGCCUCACACACGGGGUUCCUGAAGAAGAUUUCCUGCUUGAUGAUUGGACUCCUGCUCACCACGCACGCAGUCAAGACUUUCAACAGGAAUUGGGACUGGGAGUCGGAAUACACUUUGUUCACGUCGGCUCUGAAGGUCAACAAGAACAACGCCAAGCUGUGGAAUAAUGUCGGCCAUGCACUGGAGAACCAAAACAAUUACGCCACAGCACUGCGCUAUUUUCUGCAGGCCACCUUUGUGCAGCCAGAUGAUAUCGGUGCGCACAUGAACGUGGGGAGAACCUACAAGAACCUGAACAAGUCCAGAGAGGCAGAAGAUGCCUACUUGGUUGCCAAGUCCCUCAUGCCGCAGGUCAUUCCUGGCAAGAAGUACGCCACACGCGUGGCCCCCAACCACCUCAACGUGUACAUCAACUUGGCCAACCUGAUCCGCGCCAACCAGUCUCGGCUGGAAGAGGCCGACCAACUGUACCGCCAAGCCAUCAGCAUGAGGCCCGACUUCAAGCAGGCGUACAUCAGCAGGGGGGAGCUGCUCCUGAAGAUGAACAAGCUGACGGAGGCGAGGGACGCCUACCUGCGCGCUCUGGAGCUGGACGGCACCAACGCAGACCUGUGGUACAACCUGGCUAUCGUCAACAUCGAGAUGAAGGAGCCCUCGGAGGCCCUGAAGAACUUCCAGCACGCCCUGCAGCUCAGCCCCAGACACAAGCUGGCGCUCUUCAACUCCGCCCUCCUCAUGCAGGAGUCAGGCGAGCCCAAGUUCUGGGCGGAGGCCAAGCGUCGGUUCCUGACCUACGUGGAGGAAGAGCCUGAGGACGCCAAUGGCUACUUCAACCUGGGCAUGUUGGCCAUGGACUCCAAGGAGGACUCUGUGGCGGAGCGCUGGAUGCUGAAGGCGGUCUCCCUGCAGCCCGGCUUCCGCUCGGCCCUCUUCAACCUGGCCCUGCUCUACUCUCAGUCGGAGCGCCAGCCGGACGCGCUGCCCGUGCUGGACGAGCUGCUGAGUCAUCACCCCGAGCACGUCAAGGGUCUGAUCCUGAAGGGCGACAUCCUGAUGAACCACAAGAAGGACACGCGCGGCGCCAAGACCUGCUUCCAGCGCAUCCUGACCAUGGACCCGGGCAACGUGCAGGCCAAACACAACCUGUGCGUGGUCUACUUCGAGGAGCGAGACCUGCCCGCAGCAGAGCGCUGCCUGGAGGAGACGCUGGCCCUGGCACCCCACGAGGACUACGUCCGCCGCCACCUCGCUAUCGUCAGGGGCAAAAUGGCGGCCAUGAGCGCCGCCGGACAUCCGCCGACUGCCCAGGAGAAACCCUCGCCGGCGGAGGAAGGGGUGCGGCAGGAAAGUCCAAACCAGAAGAAUGUGAGGAAAUCCUCGCCAGGAAGCCAGGAGGACGUAGACCAAUCAGAGCCUGACCAACGGACUAAAAUCCAGACCAGCGAUAUCGAACAGAAGCGAGCAGCCGCCUUGAAGAGGCUGGAAGACAUCGAGCGCAUUUUGACCAGCGACUGAUGUGGGUCUUGUCUUCAAGGUCACGCGUGGGUCUUGUCUUCAAGGUCACGCGUGGGUCUUGUCUUCAAGGUCACGCGUGGUUCUUGUCUUCAAGUUUUAACACUUAUUUUUCUUUUAGACUAACCUAGCUCAGACACAAUCACGCUUACCACCACACACACACACACACACACACACACACACACACACACACACACUUUCUGCACGCUCAAACACAUGCACACAAUUUCUGCUCCCAUUCACACACACACACACACUCACGUUCUGCACACACACUUUCUGCACAUUUAAACACACAAUUUCUGACAGCAUACACACAUUUACACACUUUCUGUACACAAUCCCUCUCUGCUCACACACAUUCUGCACACACACACUUUCUUCUGCACGCUCAAACACACACACGCAAUUUCUGCUUCCAUACACACACACGCACACACACACACACAAUGUUCUGCUCACACACACACAUAUACACACUUUCUGUACACAGUCCCUCUGUGCUCACAUACUCACACACAUUCUGCAUACUCAAACACACACACACACACAAUUUCUGCUCCCAUACCCACACACAUACGUUCUGCAUGUACACACACGCAUACACACACUUUCUGUACACAAUCCCUUUCUGCUCGUACAGUCACAUGCACGCUCAAACACACACACACACACACAUUCUGCUCGCAUACACACUUAGUGUACACAAUCCCUUUCUACUCACACACUUUCUGCUUGCAUACACACUUAGUGUACACAAUCCCUUUGUGCUCACACACUUUCGGCACACACGCACUUUCUGCAUGCUCAAACACACACAAUUUCUGCACACACACACUCACACACACAUUGUUGCAUACACAGACGCUCACACACACACACACACACAUACACGUAUACACACUUUCUGUACACUAUCACUUUCUGUUCACACACACUUUCUGCUCACACAAACACUUUCUGUACACAAACACUACUUGCCUACACACCACUUUCUGCUCGUACACACACACACACACUUUCUGCUCACGCGCACACACACACUUCCUGCUCACAUGCACAAAUACAGUAAUACACACACACUUGAGCGCCCACACACACACUUCCUGCUCACGUGCACACAUGCACACACACACACUAACUUUAUGCUCACACAAACACUGCUCGCAAACACACACACACACACGCACGCUUCAGCGCCAACACACACACACUCCUACACACACUUUCUGCUCACACAUAUACAAACACUGCAUAACACACACACACACACACCUACACACACGCUCACACACACACACACACUCACGUUACGCUCACACACACACGCACUUUCUGCUGGCAUACACACACACACACACGCAUUUUCUGCUCACACAAACACUUUCUGUACACAAACACUACUUGCCUACACACCACUUUCUGCUCGCACACACACCUACACACACUUCCUACUCAGGUGCACAAAUAAACACACGCCUACACUUACACACACGCCUACACACACUUUCUGCUCACACAAACACUUUCUGUACACAAACACUGCUUGCAAACACACACACACCUACACACUUCUGCUCACACAUACACUUUCUGUACACACACACACACACACACCUGCUCGCACACACACCUACACACUCUUGAGCGCAAACACACACACACACACACACACACACACACUGGACAAUGCAAGGAAAGCGCAAAGAUGAAGAUUUGUCCAAAAGAACACAACAUGGUGGACUUAUCACAAUUGAUCUCCUGUGGCACUUCCUGUCCGUGCGCGAGCUACUUCCUGUGCAGCCACGUGACGUCGUUGUGAUCUGAUUGUUUUCCUGGCGCUCGCCCUGUCAUGGCGCCCAGCAGUCCCCGCCCACACAGGAAGGCAAGGUUAAAGACAUAAUACUCUACAUUGUACAUCAUCAACAUUUCUUCUUAUUUAUUUGUCCACAACUCUUCACUUCUGCAGUUUUGAUACCAGCGGACAGCGGACACCACAGUAGCGGAGCAUGCACACCACAAUAAAGGCCACAGCUCAGCUUUU